This is a messenger RNA of Anguilla anguilla (European eel), 3371 nucleotides long. It is a transcript of the gene terb1, whose product is annotated as telomere repeat binding bouquet formation protein 1. The transcript has 21 exons. Bases 461 to 3010 code for a protein of 849 amino acids. NCBI's taxonomy places the organism in Eukaryota, Metazoa, Chordata, Actinopteri, Anguilliformes, Anguillidae. Gene Ontology annotation, molecular function: protein binding. Gene Ontology annotation, biological process: meiotic attachment of telomere to nuclear envelope; homologous chromosome pairing at meiosis. The record is from RefSeq and is a predicted model, not a curated record.
AAUUGAAGAUGAGUGAAUGAUAUUCAGAAGGCCUUGGAUCGUCAAAGAUUUUUGUUCGUAUGACGUAAGCCGCCAGACAUGACUUGCGCAUUAGGCCACUAAUUUCUAGAUACUUGUCUAGGUGUCAAGCACAAUAGCUAUGUAAGAAAGGUUGUUAACGUUAGCUGUUACCUGCACAGUAAUCUUUGUUGGAAUAACGUUCCAACGACCAGAUCACCUUCUGCCAGAUACAAUAAGCAAAUAAGUGUGUGUCAGCCUCAGAUUAGGACGAGUCAGAUUUCGAGUGAUGUAGCUAGCUAUCCUACUAACAAUUAACGUUAGCUAGCUAGCUAAAGUUAGCAAGAUUACUCGCAAAGCACUCGUUAUCUUUGAGCACAAAAUAGUUUUCUUCCAAGGAAACAACUGAAAUUUUUCUAGCUAGCUAACUGUAGAGUAAACGAAACAAAUGGAAAGCGUGUAAAUGGAUGGAUCGGACGCAAAUAUGCUAAAUUGUGCGAUCAAGACCGAUCUGAACUUGCUGCUUGAGUGCCUCAAGUAUCAAAUGAAUUGUCCUGAUGCACAGAAGCAAGCUCUGCUCACCAUAUACUCCAUAUGUCAAGAAAAAGGGGAAGUUAUAGACUAUUUCCGGGAGACGGGUGGUGUCCUGUUUGUUUACAACCUCUCUAAAUCCAGCCAGCACUUGGAGGUGAAGGAGGCAGCCCUCUUUACGCUGGGAGGCCUGGCAGAGAACAGUGUGUUUUGCCAGCAGAUUUUGUGCAGAGUGGACAUCUUUGCAUACAUGAUGCAUUUGCUUGUGGAAGACUCCCCACUGACCCUGAAAAGGGUCGUGGUGUACAUGGUGUCGGUGCUUGUCGCCAAUAACAAAUCUGGCCAGACGUUUGCCAAGUCUACAGGGUGCAUGGAAGUCCUGUUGGAUUUGUUCAGGACAAGUUUUCCCACUUCGAGCGGAGUGGCUGACAUCGCUCAGCGGUGCCAGCUCUGGACGUCUGUGUCGAGCGCGCUGUGCGGCUGCGUGAACAACCCGCAGAACGAGGAGAACCAGCGGAUGUGCAUGACCAUCUUCCCUGAGGCCAGAACAUGGCUGGAGGAACUAGCACUGCCCAGAGUGGAGAUCAUGCGGCCAAUCACCUCCCUAAUAGGGAUGAUUGUUUCUAAUAAUCCGUCCGCCCAGGAGAGCUUCGCCUCGGCGGGGGGCCUGCGGACCCUGGCCCGGUCUCUGGUGAGGUUCGCCGCCGAGUCCCACCGCAGCCCCCUGGCCCGCGACCUGGCCGUCAUGGCGACCAAGACCCUGAGCGCCUGCGUCACCGACAAGGCUCCCCUGGCCUCGGGACUGGCUGAGUACCAUCUGGUGCCUCAGCUGUUGACCCUGCUGUCCUGUCCCGGCCUGGACCCCCGGAACCGGCUGUGCAUCGUCCUGGCGCUGGGCCACUGCACCGAGUCCUGCGAGGAACACCAGCUCCAGCUGCUGCGUGCCGGCGGCCUGCCGCUCCUGAUCCAGCUGCUGGCCGAGUCCCAGGACGAGGAGCUGAAGAGGGCCGCCACCUUCCUGCUCCACACCUGCAAACGGAUGACCUCGACCCUGGGGACGGACGGAGGGAGCCGCUCCCCCCGGGUCGACCUCGACGACCCCCUGGAGCGGGCGGGGCCCCCCGGCGAUCUGCGGAGUUACUGGAGGUCAGCGUGGGAAAUACAGACCAGGAUAGAGCAGCUGGAGAAGCUCCAGGGAGAGGCUGUGCUGGGAGGUGAGGGGGAGAGGGAAGGAGUGAAUUCCUCAGAUAAGUGGCGUGGGUCGGGGCGAGAAGAGACGCCCCCCCCGGCCUCCUGCGCCUCCGCCGGGUUUCGGGAGGGGACUCCCCGGGUCCGGAGCGCCAGAGGCAGGGGGGAAGAGGGGGGCGCGUCCCGCCAGGGGCACGAAGGCCCGAUCGAGAGCAGGGACCUGGAGCGCACCCCGGCCCGGCCCAGAACGCAGGAGCCCCCCAGGCAGGACCCCCACAGGAACUCCGGGGCUGACGGCAGGUUUCCGAGGGGCUCGGUCAGGAGGCAGAUUUUCCAGGCCAGCGCUGCACCACAGAGCCGAACACCACAGCAGUCAGCCCAGUCCAGCAGAGAGCAGCUCAGCCGCAGUACCGCCCCACAGCCACCAGGUGGAGCUUCGCGGCAGAGUGAGCCCGCGGAGCUGGGGGGCAACGUGCGUUCCGUCUGCAGCAGGAUGCCUCUCAGCUUGACCCCUCCGGUCACGGGACGUCCCAGGGAGCGGGAGGGGGCGGCCAGCCCUCCCCCCGCACCCCCAGAGAGCCGAGCGAUUUUCAAACGUCCGUACCCAGCCAAGGAGAGAGCUGCACGCAGUGAGAGCCCGUCCUUCAGAGAUCACAUGUCCCUGUGCGCAGACGUCCUGGAGGGCGAGAUCCGGAGGAUCCUGCGCACGCCCAACGCCGCGACCGCGCCGGGCUCCUUCCGAUGCUCAGGGUGCGCCACGGGCCUGUCGGGGCUGAGCAGCCGAACCUUCGGCCCGAUCCUGCGGUCCUGCCGGCACCGGUGCGACAGGCACGCCGUCCUGCAGGAGGCCCAGGCCCGCUUCAGACGGCGGCGCAGAACCGAGCCGGGACACGCCCAGCAGGGGCGCUGCGCACAAAUCAGGCUGACUCCCGUCCGCUGGGGCGCCCUCUCGCCCCCUAGGAGCACAGCCGGGCCAGCCUGGAUGACUCUGACUCCAGUUAAGAGAACCCAGGACCCUGUAGACGGGGGCGCAUACCGCAGGGAGGGGCCCGCCUCCGAGGAGCGCCAGGAAGCCCGGCGUGGGGACGAGCGCGGCUGCAACAGGAGGGAGAGAAAGAACUUCACGCAGGAUGAAGUCCAGUAUCUGCGGGACGGGGUGAAAAGGCUAGGCCCGUGCUGGAAUUCCAUUCUGUGGUCCUACCCCUUCCAAAAAGGCCGAACCAACGUGGACUUGGCAAAGAAAUUCUCCCGCUUGCAGAAGGAGAUGCCGCUAGUCGGGGAUCCAGAAGACUGACAUGUCAUCCAAAAACCCACAGGAAGAGUGAUCGGUUUAACAUACAUAAUUGUAUUGUUUGAGUCAUUUCAUUAGUGAAAUAUUUUGUGUUGUUAUUUCUGGUUUGUUUCCUGGAUGUGUUCGACUUCAGUGUUUUUGCAAGGAAUUGUAUGAUAAGCAGUUUGCAUUCAAAUAUUCAUAACCAUUUACUUGACAAAUACAUGUUACAUUAUUUAUAUAUUUAGAAAAAGACAAAGUCAGGCAGCUUUGACAGGAAACUGCUUCCUCUAUUGACUGUGGCCUGAGCUGGUUUUAAUAUUCAUCAAAUGUUUUUGAGCGCUCAUCUCAUUUACAAUAAAACGAAAAAUAAUUAUACGAGGAA